Messenger RNA from Closterium sp. NIES-65, 1362 nucleotides. The record is from the annotation of a GenBank genome assembly. Lineage: Eukaryota; Viridiplantae; Streptophyta; Zygnematophyceae; Desmidiales; Closteriaceae.
AUGCAGGGUGUAAGUUCAUGUCUUUAUUUUUUACUACUUUUCCUCUCGGACCCACACACUCACUAUUCCCUCCCCUCUCACCCCACAUUCCCUCAAUCAGGUUCAACCGGUCGGCGGGAGAUGGCUCGGUGGCGUGGCGCGCUGCAAGUGGACUUCGCGUGCUCCUCUGCCUCGUCCGGAGGGGGAGGGGGUGGCGGCACUGGCGGGGGCACGGGGGGAGGCACUGGCGGAGCGGCGGUGGGGGGAGUGGUGGUGGCGGAGGUAGCAGUGGUGGUGGCGGAGGAGGCGGCGGAAGGGGAGGCGGUGGGGGGGACUGCAGGAGAGGGCUUGGGGGCGGACGUGGGGGGCCUGGUGGGGGACAGGGGGGGCCUGGGGGAGGGCAGGGCGGACCUGGGGGCGGGCAAGUGGGGCGUGGUGGGGGACAGGGGGGAUUUGGGGGCGGACAGGGCGGUUCUGUUGGGGAACAGGGCGGACCUGGGGCCGGGCAGGGGGGAGCUAGGGACGGCAAUGGUGGUGACUACAGCAAUGGGGGGAGCUACAGCGGUGGUAAUGGCGGAAGUGACUAUAGCGGAGGCAACACUGGCGGACAAGGUGGUUACUACAGCGCAGGAGGUGGAGGAGGAGGGGCUGGUGGGGGUGCUGGUGGGGGAUGUGGGGAAGGACAAGGGCAAGGCGGGGGACCUGGGGGACACGGGGAAGGUGGGGGAGGGCAGGGCGGACCUGGUGAGGGACAGGGGGGCCUUGCAAGUGGGAGCUGGAGGCGGGCAGGGGGGACCUGGGGGGGAUUAUGGUGGGGGGAGCAAUGGUGGUGACUACGGGGCUGGUAAUGGCGGUGGUGACUAUAGUGGGGGGAAUGGAGGGGACUACAACACUGGUGAUGACUACAGCGGGGGGAACACUGGAGGGGGCUAUGGUGGCGGCAAUGGUGGUGACUAUAAUGGAGGGAGCUACACUGGGGACUACAGUGGGGAUUACAGCGGGGGGAUGGGCGGCAGUCAGGGCGGCAGUCAGGGCGGCAGCCAGGGCGGCCCAUCUGAGGGUUUAAAUGGCGGGGGAGGCAUGGGCGGUGGUACUGUUGGCGGUGGCAUGGGAGAGCCUGGGGGAAUGGGCGGAGGUGUGGGUAUGGGAGGGGGCGGAGGAAUGGGAGGGAGCGGGGGAAUGGGAGGGGGCGGGGGAAUGGGAGGACCUGGGAGUGGUAUGGGCGAAGGAGGAGGGAUGAGGGGAGGGAGAGGGACCGGCGGAGGUGGGGGUAUGGGGGGAGGAGGCAUGGGGGGAGGAGGCAUGGGGGGAGGAGGCAUGGGGGGAGGAGGCAUCGGGGGAGGAGGCAUGGGGGGAGGGCCUGGCGGUCGUGGAAGGCAUUGA